This is a messenger RNA of Hyaloscypha bicolor E, 1314 nucleotides long. Its product is annotated as Zn-dependent exopeptidase. Bases 1 to 1314 code for a protein of 437 amino acids. Gene Ontology annotation, biological process: proteolysis. The record is from RefSeq and is a predicted model, not a curated record. Lineage: Eukaryota; Fungi; Ascomycota; Leotiomycetes; Helotiales; Hyaloscyphaceae. The transcript has 6 exons. Gene Ontology annotation, molecular function: metalloexopeptidase activity.
AUGUUGCGCUCCGCCCUCGUGCUUCUUUUAAGCACUCAGUUUGCCCUCGGCGCUUCAUUCCAGGACAAACAAGCGGUCCUCGUGCAAUCUCCAGAGCUCCCAAUUGCAAAUGCACAGGCCGAGCACGUUGUGGACGAGGCAAUCCUUGCAGCGCUCAAGACGCAUUUUGACCCUGUUGCUGCACUACUUUCCCUCCAGCCCGAACUUGCAGCGGAUCUCGCCCAAGAACGACUCUUGCAUGUCGUUGGUGAGCAGAAGCCGGAAUGGAUGACGGAAGGAGAUAAGCUGCGUCUGCGCAGACGCGGGAAGAAGUUCGUGGAUAUCACGGACCAUGAAGAGUCCUAUGCCCAGCAGGUGGGCAUCUUGUCCGGUAAAGCUAAUCUCCCCGACUUGAGGCACCAGGGCCUUAUUAAGCCUCUCUUCUCGCAUGUCUCGACGCAAAGAAUGCACGAUGUGCUCAAACACAUGACGGGGUACUACAAUCGGUACUAUGGAGGUACUUAUGGCGCACUGAGUGCCGAAUGGCUGCACGACCACAUUGCCAAGAUCAUCAACGACUCUCCAUUCGGCACCCACAUCUCGCUCGAAUACUUCACGCACCCUUUCCCCCAGUCCUCCAUCAUCGCGCGCUUCGAACCAAAGAUCCGCAACUUUUCUCAUCCGCUGACGAUUCUCGGCGCGCACCAGGACUCUGCAAACUACCUCUUCCCUCUCCUUCCCGCACCGGGCGCGGACGACGACUGCUCCGGCACUGUCAGCAUCCUUGAAGCAUUCCGAAUCUUGGCCGAGAGUGGUUACACACCCAAAAAUGGACCGGUUGAAUUCCACUGGUAUGCGGCUGAGGAAGGUGGAUUGUUGGGUAGCCAGGCGAUUGCGAGGUACAAGAAAGAAUCGGGAGCUUCCAUUGGGGCUAUGAUGGAGUUUGAUAUGACCGCCUUUAUUGCCCGCAACGCAACUGAAUCCAUCGGGUUCAUAAAGACCCAGGCGGACGAGGCGCUUACGAACUGGACAUUGAAGCUGAGCAAGGAAUACAUCUCGAUUCCCUCUGAUAUAUACGAGCUAGCGGCUAACGCUGGCUCGGACUACAUGUCCUAUACCAAACUCAACUAUCCUGCUGCGUUCGCAUCAGAGGGCGACCCACUGGCACAGGGUGGGUUCCCCGGUGAUAUGGAUCCGUACGUGCAUGGGGUGAACGACACGAUGGAUGUCGAUGACGAUACAGGCUUCUUCUCUCUCGACCACAUGGCACGAUUCUCGGAGCUCGCGAUCGCCUUUGCUGUGGAGCAAGGCGGGUGGGACAAUAGCUGGCGGUGA